Cuscuta epithymum is the source of this 4787-nucleotide messenger RNA. The record is from the annotation of a GenBank genome assembly. NCBI's taxonomy places the organism in Eukaryota, Viridiplantae, Streptophyta, Magnoliopsida, Solanales, Convolvulaceae.
AGGCACAAAAGGGAGAUGUGGCGCUUCGCCUCUUCGAAAUGUCCCGCCUAAAAAAUGCUAUGGAGCGUAACGCAGAAAAAUGAAAAGAACAUCGCUCCAAGGUCAGCCUGUCGAGCGUCAGUGAAUGCGCACAAUCCUCGGUUUCGGAACCCUAGGCGCCGUGGCGAGAUGCCGACGUGGCAGAUUCAUUCCGAUGGGGAGAACACCUUCCGGUGGAAAUUGUCCGACCAAAAGCCAUCUAGCUGUGUCCUUGCUCCGCUUCCCCCUCCGGACUCUCAGCGCCUUCCCUCAAUGUCUGAUAUCUUGCACCGUCAAGAGAAGGCUUUCACAUUCCGAGAAGAAUUGGGGAAGUCCAUGGAAGUGAAGCAGACCUCUCUAGACAAAGCAGCAUCUGUUGUCCAGGAUGGACGCACCGCAGUAUUUGGAGAAUGCAGUGGUAGAGACAGUGGGACUGGUUCUCUGAAUUUCAUGCCCCACACAGACUCAGAUAAUGCAAUCAAUCGUUAUAAACAUGCUUUUCAAAAUGGUGCAGGGAAAUCAGUAAAUACUUCGUUGUCAUUGUUUCAAACAGGGUCCGGUAAAGCUGUCACUAUAUCUCCAGCAGGGCUUGUAAGAGCCAGAAAGUUGUUGAACUUGAAUGAAACAGAGAGGUUUCAAGACUUCGAGCAGACAAACAAACAGUCAAAUUAUUAUGACGAGCCUUAUGAAUGGCAAUGUUCAUCUCCUUUACGAAAGAAUACUGAUGGGGAUAUUCCAGAUUAUUUGCACUCUGCACCUAAACCACAUCCGAUUAAGUUUCAAACAGCUGGUGGGAGAUCAAUUUCUGUUUCUAGUAGUGCAUUGAGUCGAGCAAAAAAACUGCUUGGAGAUCCAGAGGAUAGCUGUGCUCUAGAGGAUAAAGAUUCAGCUUCUCCUAUGUUUUCAUUUUCUGAUGAAAGAAAAUCCAACUGUAACCUUUCAACUAUUAAACGUCAGUCUUGUACUCCAUCGCAUCAACGGUCAACACACAGUGUAAGUUAUUCUGGAAGGUUUACAUCUCCCCUGAAGUCUACUCUACAGAAAAGGCAGUUGACCGUGAAGCUCGAUAAUAUCCAUCCAGCAAACAACUUAAUCAAGCAUUUUGAUGCAGUGGCAAAUGAUGGUGCAAACGAGUCACAUAAUGCUAUUCAUUGUUGUCAAAACCUUUUACAACAGAAAUCCAAUAUGUUGCCUCCGAGUUAUAAUGAAAAAGAUAUCUAUUCAAGUCACACAUCACCUCAAACAUCACUUCGAACAUCAUCAAUUGGGGUACUAACUGAUAUCUCAAACACUACUGCUGUUGGACGUCCAGAUGGCACGCAGAAGAUUACUGAGAAGAGAAGACUUGGAAAUUGCUUUGUUUCUCCUUUCAGGAGGCCUCGCUUGGAAAAAUUUACUCCACCUCUGAACAAGAAUAUGCCAGUCAUUCAUAAUGGGAUGUCAAAUUUAGCACCAAAGGAAUCAACAUUUAAAGGAAGAGUUUCAGACUGGUACCCAUUUGAGGCUUCACGUUUGUAUAUGGAGGAAUACCUUGGAGAGCCCCCAAGAUUCCAAAGCAAGCUAGUAAAUGUUGGAGAUCAGGUGAGAAGAAUGAGUCCAGAAACAGCUGAGUCAUACCUGUUCCAUGAUGAACAUGGCUCUACCAGUCUGGGAGCAGAUGCUUUUUUCCUAAUGCUAUCUCACUGUGGAGCUUCACAUCAGUACUUUUCUAAAAUGUGGGUUGCAAAUCACUACAAGUGGAUUGUUUGGAAACUCGCAUCUUAUGAAAGAUGCUUUCCCGCCAAAUUUUCUGGGAAACUUCUGACAGUCUCUAAUGUGCUGGAAGAGUUGAAGUAUAGAUAUGAGAGGGAAGUACAUUAUGGCCAUCGAUCUGCAAUCAAAAGAGUUCUAGAAGGCGAUGCACCAUCAUCAUUGAUGAUGGUGUUGUGCAUUUCUUCCAUUGGUCCAGUUUAUGACACCAAAAAUAGACUUCAAGAUCGACCUAUUUCAUCUACAGGGAUUACUAUAAACUCUGCUUCAAAAAUAGAGCUAACUGAUGGGUGGUAUUCAAUUACUGCUGUUUUAGAUGGAGAGCUUUCGAAAAAGUUAGCUGCCAAAAAACUGUUUUUAGGCCAAAAACUCAGGAUCUGGGGAGCUGGCCUAUGUGGCUGGACGGGGCCUGUUUCACCUCUUGAGGCCUCAAAGGAACCUAGUUUAACAUUGCAUAUAAAUGGGACAUACAGAGCACAUUGGGCAGACCGCUUGGGAUUUUGCAAGGACAUAGGUGUUCCUUUAGCAUUUAAUUCCAUCAAAGGUGCAGGAGGUGCUGUCCCUAUCACACUGGUUGGUGUUACAAAGAUUUACCCCGUUCUGUACAGAGAAAGAUUAAGUAAUGGAGGAUACAUGGUGAGGAAUGAAAGAAUGGAAGCUAAAGCAAUAGAACAAUAUAACCAAAGAAGGUGUAAUGUUGCGGAGGGAGUAGCUGCUGAGUUUCAAAAGGAAAAUAUAGAUAUCAUUAUUGGUAAUGAUUAUGAAAGUGAAGAAGGAGCCAAACUCUUAAAGAUACUUGAGACAGCAGCUGAACCUGAUAUUCUUAUGGCAGAAAUGAGUGUAGAGCAGCUUAACUCAUUUUCUUCUUAUCAAGCUAAAUUAGAGGCCAAGAAACAGUAUCAUAUACAAAGAUCUCUCGACACAGCUCUGGAAGCUGCUGGUCUCACAACAACAAGAGAUGUCACUCCAUUUAUGCGAGUUAGAGUUGUUGGGUUAAUCCGCAAAAGUAGUCGACAAAAAAAUUCCCCAAGAGAAGGCUUAAUUACCAUCUGGAAUCCGACUGAAAAGCAGCAAGUGGAACUCACUGAGGGGCAAGCUUACGAAGUUUCAGGGCUUAUGGCUCAAAGCUCCGAUUCAAGCGCCCUUUAUUUGCAUGCAAAAGGAUCUACAUCAAAAUGGAAACCUUUAUCUCCCUCUGGAAUUCAACAUUUUCAGCCAUUUUUCAUGCCCCGAAGAUCAAUCUCAUUAUCUAACUUAGAUGAAGUUCCUGUAUCAAGAGAAAUUGAUAUUGCUGCACUGGUCAUUUAUGUUGGAGAGCUGUAUACAGUGGCUCAUCAAAAGAAACAAUGGGUGUUUGUAACUGAUGGAUCGAGAACUGCGUUGGAUACUUCAUUGUUGGCAAUUAGCUUUACUUUAGCAAACACCGGAAAUGAACUUUGUAAACUUGCUGGAUCAGUGGUGUGUUUCUUGAAUCUCACUAAGAAAGAUAAAGAUGGAACAAACCAUAUCUGGGUGGCUGAAGGGACAGAGAAUUCAACAUAUCACUUAAAUUAUGAUCACCCGCACUGCUCUCAUUUAAAUUGCUCCAUAGCUUUUCUCCAGGACUGGGUUAAGAAAUCUAGCUCGCGAAUCGAAAAAUUGAAGGGGAAAGUAUUGUCUAUUAUCAGCAAAUCAGUAGGAUAGGUGUUCAGGAGUGCUGCUGAUAGUCUGAAGGGUUGCGGAUUGGUUGGCUCCAGAUCAUAGGAAAGAAUUACUUGAACCGCCAUUUUUGGGUCUAGUUCCGGUCUACUCGGCUGGGCUGUUAUGUUCUCUCCGUUUCAAAUUAACAAUGACAAUUUAUAUGGGCUCUUAGACUAAGAAAUUGGUUCACUACCUAAAUUUUAUUGUAGCAGUGAAAAAGUAGUAAAAUAAAAAGGGGAAUUUUGAGUUUGCACCCCACUUGUUGUGUGAUAUUGGACUUUGCAUCCCAUUUUCAAAAUUAGUAGUACAAUUGUCUAGAUACUGGCCGUUUCUGGUUUUAUUAGGGUUGCGGAUUGGCUGGCUCCAGUUCAUAGGAAAGAAUUACUCGUAUCUUGAACCGCCAUUUUUGGGUCUAGUUCCGGUCUACUCGGCUGGGUUGUUAUGUUCUCUCCGUUUCAAAUUAACAAUGACAAUUUAUAUGGGCUCUUAGACUAAGAAAUUGGUUCACUAUACCUAAAUUUUAUUGUAGCAGUGAAAAAGUAGUAAAAUAAAAAGGGGAAUUUUGAGUUUGCACCCCACUUGUUGUGUGAUAUUGGACUUUGCACCCCAUUUUCAAAACUUUUAGACUUUGCACCCCAUCUACGACAUUUUGCUUAUGGGGUGCAAAGGCAAAGACAUUUUAGGGGAAAUAGGGUGUAAAGUCUAACAGUUUUGAAAAUGGGGUGCAAAGGCAAAAACAUUUUAGGGGAAAUAGGGUGUAAAGUCUAACAGCUUUGAAAAUGGGGUGCAAAGUCCAAUAUCACCCAAAAAGCGGGGUGCAAAGUCAAAAUAUCCCAAAUAAAAAUGACAGUUUUUGGGUUAAUAGGCUGAAGAGGAGUGGCCCAUUACCCCUUAGCAAAGAAAACCCUCAAGGCCCAAUUUGGGAGCGACCCAGUAUGGAAGUCAGCUAGACGCUCGUCCUGUCAUCGAAGACGCCCGACUUCAGUAUCUUUGGCCAAAUAGAGCCAGGUGAUGGGCAAAGAGCCUCGGGGAGGAAAGCCAAUGUAGGCCGAGCGGUGCCAUGUCAUUGUGCUUACUUGGGCCACAGUCAGAAGACCCGGAGAAUGUGCUUGCCAAUCAUGAACCUCCAUAUCAUCCCCACCACUUAUCCCUUGGUAGUAUAAAUAGUAACAUUUAUUUUAUAGUUAGGAGUUGACAACUUAUAUUCUCUAGCAAUAGCAAUGAUCGCCCCUCUUACCAGCUCAGAUAGACGAUCGGCCUAGCGGGCUUGUGGUGACUGGUGAAGUGUGCUGUAAUAGACCCUUAUUAUUGAUUAAUAAAAUAUGGCCCACUUACUACUC